Trichomonas vaginalis G3 is the source of this 2163-nucleotide messenger RNA. RefSeq names its product biological adhesion protein. The transcript has a single exon. The record is from RefSeq and is a predicted model, not a curated record. The coding region runs from base 1 to 2163 and encodes 720 amino acids. Lineage: Eukaryota; Parabasalia; Trichomonadida; Trichomonadidae.
AUGAUUGGUAAAAAUAAUGAAUUACAAGGGAAGCAUCAAGGAAAUAAACAAAAAACUAGCGAUGAUAUCAUUUCUUAUAGUACAGGAAGUGUUCCAAGAGAAAAAUAUAUUGAUUUACUUUCACAUUUAGAUGAUGCAAUAUCGUUUAUUAGAGGUUUUUGCUUCACUGGCGGUGAAACUAUCGGAUCUGAUGUCAGAUCACUUAUUCUUUCUCAUUGCAUCAAGCUCUCUAACUUUCUAGAGGAAAAUAUGCUAGAAAUCGGAAUAGAAAACAUUCCAAGAGAAUAUUCUAUAUUUGAUGCACGAGCACUUGAUACACCUGAAAAACAAAUGAAUGAAUUCCUCAAAUUCGCAAGUAACGAAGAUCUUGACAUGCAUCCAAUAAAAGAACUAUUUACGAUUUUCUGUGGCAUUGUGAAUGUUAAUAACAUGCUACUCAAUUACAAUAAGAAGCUAGAAUCUCAAAUUGAAAACUUCAAGAAAAAUACUGUUCCAAUCUCGCGUUUAAAGACUCUUAACGAUGAAUACUUCGAAGUUGUUCAGCAAAAUGCUUCAAAUCAAGUUAAAAUCGAGAAACUUGAAGCAGCAAUCAAAGAGAUUACUGGAAAGCCAGAAAUCUUUUACGAAAGCAUAAUAGAUGAUGCAAAAACUAAAACAGAAUUAAAUGAAACAGCUUUCAACGCACUUAAAAAGCAAAACGAAGAUUUGAUUAAAACAUUGGAAGAAUAUAAGCAGACAACUACUCAAUCAAUAGAAAGCUUAACAGACACUCUUAAUACAUGCAAAGCGUCUUUAGAUGAAGAAGUUCAACAACAUUCUCAAGAUGUUGACAAACUCACAAAAGAAAAGGAAUCUCUUCAGGACAAAAUCAAAUUCCUUGGUUCUGAGCUUCAGGUUGCCAAGACAGCACUACUUGACCUUUCUAAAAAGUUGAAAGAGAAAUUUGCCAAAUACAAAGAAGCAAUUAAGGCGCAGAAAGAUACUUGCUCGAUGCUAGACGCUAUACAGAACAGAACGAAUACACUUAUUAAGGAAAAUGAAUGUCUUGCCGAUAAAUGCUUAAAUUACCAGGCAGAAAACAAAGCCUUCAAAGAACAAGUAGACCAAUUAAUUGUUCUGGAAACAAGACUUAGAAACAGUAGAGAGAAAUUUAAAGAAAGACUCCAUAAAUCGCAAAAAGAAUUAGAAGAAAUGACAAAACAGAAGUCAGAAACAGAAGAAGCACUAAAUUCUCGUGUUAAAACUGUUAUUGAUAAUGCUAAAGAAGAAUCAAGAGAUCUUGUAUCAGAAAACUCAAAUCUUAAAGCAGAAAUUGAAAAUCUGAAGAAAUCACUCGAAGCAUCUAAACAAGAAGCUUCAGAAGCCAAAGUUGCAGAGAAAACAGCAAAUAUGAAGAUUGCAAAGAUCCAGAAGAAUGCAGAAGAUGAGAAACAGGCUUUACAAGCCAAAAGUGAUUCAUUAAUACAAAGUAUCAAAUCUCAAGCAGAAAAACAAGUUUCAGAUUCUGCAAAACAAGUUGAAGAUACGAGAAAGCUUCUUCUUAAGCUUUGUGAAAUGUCACCAUCAUCAACAGAGAAUGUAGAAAACCUAUGUAACGCAUUGGAAUCAAAACAUACCUUUUAUACAAUCCAGAAAAAGAUUCUUUUAGAUGCAACAAAGAUUCGUGAUAAAUACGACAUUAAAUAUCCAGAAUCUAUUGAAGACUAUGUAGAUAAUCUCAAAAAGACUAUUGAAAAGGAAGAAAAAGAAGCUGAAGAGUUGAAGAAGUCUAAUGAAUCAUCAAAUUCUCAAAUAGAAUUUCUAAAAGAAGAACUUGAAAAACGUCAAGGUUCCGAUGUUAUUAUUAAUGAAUGGAGAAAUUGGUCCAACAAAAUGCAGGCAGAAAUAAGUGGUCAGCCACUUACUGACGGAUCAGACAGAGCUGCAAGAACUGUAUUAUCAGAAGCAAUCAAAGCAGGAAGAGGCAACUACACUGUUGUUUCAAAGAUAUCACUACUUAGAGAUGAAAAGAUUAUUAUGAACAAAUUUGAGAAAAAUGAACUAUCUAACAGCAAUAAAAAUGGUUUGUCUGUUAAAGCUGUCAAUACAGCUCUUCGUUUCAUGAAAAGAUUGCAAACAACUUCUGGUCAUUGUCCUCCUUCUGACUUUCUCCACUUCGUGUAA